Lycium barbarum (goji berry) is the source of this 1358-nucleotide messenger RNA. RefSeq lists its product as uncharacterized. NCBI's taxonomy places the organism in Eukaryota, Viridiplantae, Streptophyta, Magnoliopsida, Solanales, Solanaceae. The transcript has 10 exons. Bases 129 to 1046 code for a protein of 305 amino acids. The record is from RefSeq and is a predicted model, not a curated record.
ACGUAAAAUAAAUGAACAGAGCUGACAAGUGCUGAAAAUAGAAAGGAGAUGAAGUGAUCUGUGGAAAAGUAAACUGAAAUUGGGGAAAUAAUGACACAACAUAAUCUAUUGGACUGAAAUUCGAAGUAAUGGCUAGGGUUAGAAACUGUUGUUCCACUUCAAAACCGGCUAUUUGGAUCUGGUUAAUCUCUGCAAUUACCUUUUAUAUUCUCUUCCUUAUGGCUACCCGCAAUUCUACAGAAUGGUCUAUCUCAAAUGCGGAGCAGAGGUCUAGAUUGUAUGAAAAGAUGGAGAAAGACUUGGAGGAUCACGGAGCUGCUUUCCUCAAACAAGGAGAAACUACUCAAUCACUUUCCCUGUCAGAUCUGUUUACUCUCAAAGACGGAGUGGUCACUCCUGUACUCAAGGCUGCAAAUCCCCCUGUGCGAGCAAGUGUUUUGUAUCUCAACCCAGAGUAUUCUGCCCCUAUAACGGAAGCUGUGAGAGCUAUAUUCUCGCCACAUUUCGAUAAAGCAAUUUGGUUUCAGAACUCCAGUUUAUAUCACUUUAGCAUGUUCCACGCUUCCCAUCACAUUACAGCUGUCCCUGCUUCUGAAUCAGAGAUUGAAGCUGAAGCAAAUGCUGUUAGAGCUGUUUCUGAGUCAAUCUGCCCUCUAAAAAUUGCCCUAGACCGAGUGGUUCUGACAUCAACUGGGGUGUUAGUAGGUUGUUGGCAGGUGGACUCUGGAACUGAUCCUGUAACUAUCCGACAAAAAUUGAGAAAUGCUCUCCCACGUGCACCUGCAAAGCAACUUUAUGAUGCUGUAAUGCUUCAUACAUCAUUUGCCAGGCUUCUGGGACACCCUAGCAAUUGGCCUGAGGAAGCAAAUAAGCUCUCAGAACUCCAAUUUCUCCGUGAGCUCGUGAAUAGAUUAAACAACAAAAUCCGUGGCAUUAAGGCAACGGUCGGUGAGCUCUGGUAUGUUGAGGAGUAUGACAUAUUAGCGCUUGCGUUGAAUGGGAGAAUGAAAGUCCGCAAGUUCCAGCUUGGCUGUUCGAAAGUGUGAACCAAUCUAUGAGAGUAGACGAUUGAACCUCUCACUGGUCCCUAUAUGGCAGCGAAGUUGUUCACCUAUUGAUGGGAUCAUACGAACUCUGAUGUACAGCUUAUUCUCCUCCACUAUAUAUAAAGGAGCGCUCAAAGUUGGAUAUUACAGUGUAUUGCUUGCUCUGUGAGCAUUUCUGCAUGAUACGUGAAAAUUAUAAGUCUGUUGGAAGUACGCAGUAAUUUAGAAAAAGUGACGGUCUUUGGUGUAGAAGUUAAGAUGGGAAGAGAAAAUCGAUUUCUCUCCCCAAUUUUACGAUCUCUGGUCUCUCUA